UGCAUAACCCACAUGACUGCUCCAGACUUUCACAAUCAUUCAAAUUCUGGAAAUUACGCAGCAAUGCCUGGAAACCAAAGCACAGCAAUGGUCAGGAAGAGUGGAAAAAAUCCUUUCCUCUUCCUCCUUUGCAAGCUUUCCUGUUCCAUGGGCCUGUAUUUCUCACUCACUUUCUCCCUCUCUCCUCUUUAUCUCUCACCUCUCUAUCUCUCCUCUUGUCCCUGCUGUGUGUCUUUUUGCACGUUGUUCUCACAGUGUGCUCUGUGUCUGUUUCCUUCACAAUGCUUAUGUUUGAUUUUCUGGAGAUUUGGAUGCUUUGUUUUGGUUGUGAGUCUCUGAAACCACAGUCAUGUGUAUUUGAUAAACUUCAAAUCACACAAGAUCAUCACAAGAUGCAAGAAAAGAACUUUCAACGUACAACAUUGAAGUUUUUGAAGCUUACCUUCUGUCUGUUUCUGUUUUCUCGCUUCAUUUUCUUGUGGGUUGUUGUCCCAAGGCAGCAUUCAGUCUCUGUCAGUGUGCGUGAGAGGAAGAAAGAAAACGAGAUUUUUUUUUUAAUACAGAGAGCAUGAUACUAAUGUCUGCACAAAGACUCCAUUCAUGCAAUUAUAAUGCCAUUACUAUAGUAUGAGUUUGUUCUAAUAUGGGGGAAAUCGAAGAAGAAGAGGAGGCUCUAACUGCUCUGAUUCACAUAUUCAUUCCUCACUGAUUUGAUUUUAGAUGUAGAGAAGAAAGCAUGAAUUGGAAGGCUGCAUUUCUGUGACUUUGUGGAGAAAAAAUCUUGGACUGCCUCACUUUUUCAUCCCUCAGACAGACGCCAUAUGCACGCCUUCAGGAAUCGACCCACCUCUGCCUGUCUGGACAGACUCUGCUCCUCUAUCACUGUCUGUCUCAGGGUUUGAAAGUUUAUUUUCAAACAGUAGUUAAUUGAUGAAGGGAAAUCGUCCUGCACAGUCCUGUGAACAUGUAGAGAUGGAUUGUAUGAAGCUGUUUGGCACUUUCAUCGCCGUUUUUUUCCACCCUGGAUCCGCUUCUGAUAUCAUUGCCCAAAGGAUCUGUCGGCACGGUACACAGCGUCCCUGUUACAAGGUGUCCUACAUUCAGGACAGCAGACGGAGGCUGACCUUUGAGGAUGCCAGGCAGGCCUGCAGGCUGGAUGGAGGUGAGCUGCUCAGCAUUGAAACAGAGAGUGAGCAGCAGCUGAUGGAGAGGUUCAUACAGAGGAUGCAGCCUGGAGAUGGGGACUUCUGGAUCGGACUCCGCCGUAGCCCGCAGCACUACAGGGCAGGGACCACAAAACCAGGCUGCCCGUCGCAGUACUACUGGCUGGAUGGAAGCAAGGCCAAGUUCAGGAACUGGCAUUGGGACGAACCAUCUUGCGGUAGUGAAAUGUGCGCAGUGCUGUACCACCAGCCAUCCGCACCACCUGAUGAAGAAGGUCAUUUCCUGUUCCAGUGGAAUGAUGACAACUGCAACUCCAAAAACAACUUUGUCUGCAAAUAUACAGAAGACAAAGUGCCAGUUUUUACUGAGAAAGAGAAAAAGGCAUAUGCAGGUCCAACUCUGAGGCCAAGAAUACUGUCAACUACAGAAAGUGAUGAGAGACAAAAAAUAGGACUCUCUGAGUCAUCAGUGUCUUUCUCAGACAGCAACCUGUAUAUUUCUUACAUCCUUUAUGCAACUAUUCCUGCUCUGUUGCUGCUGCUAAUGGCAGCUGCUGGGUUCUUCUGCUACAGACAGCAUGCUAAGAGGAGGAAAACAGUCACAGAAAGCUACCCAGAGAGAUUAAAUCCAUGGAUGUCAACAUCAACUCCAUCACCUUGCCCCAUCCAAGGACCUUAUGCUUUCAGUGACAUAAGUAAACUGUCUCACACAGCUGUGGACAGCAGCGUACCCACAGACGUCAUAAGAAAGUACAACCUUCCUCGGCCUCAGGACCUCCAGUGUGAUGAUUAUGAGAACGUGUCAUGCACACACAGGGAGAGUGGCUUUGUGAACAAUGACAUCUAUGAGACCUGCAAAGCUCAGACUGGGUGGGUGGAAAAUGAGAUCUAUGGAUAGUACUGGUCACACCCAUCUGGUCCCUGUGAGCAUCCUUUGAUCUCAUACAUGCUAAUAAAUAUGAUCACGUUGAGAGGAGAAACAAACUGUUUUUACCAUCCUUUUAAACCUGACUGGUUACUUUGGUGGUUUUGUUUGCCUGGUUUCUGGCUUGGCUAUAUUUUUGUGUGCUUCAUUUAGCAUCCAUGUUGCAUUUAGCAUUCAUAUUGCCAUCAGAAAAAAACUUAAAACUUAGCACUAUAAACACAAACUAGCCUUUAGUCAAGACUGAUGAUAAUUUCAUUGUUUUGUUGACCUUAUCAUAUCAUUUGAUAAUUUGCAAUCAAGUCUAAGCAACCUUAAGCCAACGCUAAAGGAAAUGUCAAUGUUUUUUUAUUUGUUUUUAAGUUGUAACUCAAAGUAACAAACAAAAUGGAAUGGAAAAAACUAAGUAAUUAUAAUCUAGAUGGUCCCAACAGUUUAUACAAUAGUUGCAAAUAACUCAAAACUAAGUGUAGCCCUUGUUGCGGUACUAUCCUACAUCACAGAGAUACUGACAAAUUAUGUAACUUCCCAGCUGUACUGAGGCUUGGGAAUCAAAAAGCAGCAAUGAGUCAGCUCAGUUUAGCUGUGCAGCAGCAGUGCUGAUAUAUUUGACAUAGUAAAUUGCACACUUAACCCCAGGAUGAAGUGCAAGUAAGGUUACUCAUAUUGUAAACAAUACAAUAUAGCCACUAAGCUGCUCAGCCGAUUUGUCACCAUAUGAGACAUGAGGACAGCAAAGAUCCUGAAAGAUCCGCUCUCACUAUUGUCCUGUUCUGAGACUGAAGAUCUUUUCACCAAACCUGAGGAGUGGUACCAGCCCUAUGUCGGACUUCCUUUUUGGACUCAUAACAAGGGAUGGGACAGGAUUUGUGAUUAGACUGAUGACCUUAAACCACCUGACUGUGAGAGAACCCCCCCCCCCCCAAUUAAUCUUUGAAAGAGUUUGGACACAUCAUGGUCUCAUCCAUUAGUGUCUAAUUACCAAGAAUAUGCAUGCCUUGUAAAUUUGUGAAAGAGAAUGGAUAGCCUAUAGGUUAUUUAACAAAAUAUGCCUGUGUUCUUUCCGAGUGUCUACUAAGUGGGCUGUUGGGUCUGAGUUUUGGAAAGUUGUAACAGGCCCAGUAAGGAGAGGCUGAGUGUGUUCUUGGAGAAUGUUCGACAGGAAAUGCCAAGAGCACAUCUGGAACUCUUACAUUCAGGAAGUCUAUGCGUGACAGCAGAGGCCUUCAGGCAAAGGGAGUGCUGCUCUGCCUGCUUAGUGAUCCACUGCUCUGUGUUCGACUGUCAGUGCUUGGGAGAGUGACUUUUGGGUGUGAAUGUGAGGUGUAGCUCAAACAUGGUCACAUGGUCUGUGGGUGUCAAAUAAAGUUUGCUUA
Messenger RNA from Cheilinus undulatus (humphead wrasse), 3461 nucleotides. It is a transcript of the gene laynb, whose product is annotated as layilin b. Lineage: Eukaryota; Metazoa; Chordata; Actinopteri; Labriformes; Labridae. The coding region runs from base 931 to 2061 and encodes 376 amino acids. Gene Ontology annotation, molecular function: hyaluronic acid binding. The record is from RefSeq and is a predicted model, not a curated record. The transcript has 7 exons.